This is a messenger RNA of Bathycoccus prasinos, 303 nucleotides long. NCBI's taxonomy places the organism in Eukaryota, Viridiplantae, Chlorophyta, Mamiellophyceae, Mamiellales, Bathycoccaceae. The record is from the annotation of a RefSeq genome assembly.
AUGACUGAAUUAAAUUAUUUGCUCGUUUCUUGCACGCUUUUUUUGUUAGGGAUUUGGGGUAUUUUUUUAAAUCGUAAAAAUAUUAUUAUCAUGCUAAUGUCGAUUGAACUGAUGCUGUUAGCGGUUAAUUUUAACUUUCUCAUUUUUUCAGUUUAUUUAGAUGACCUCAUGGGCCAAAUUUUUUCGCUGUUUAUUUUAACAGUGGCGGCUGCAGAAUCCUCAAUUGGGCUAGCUCUUCUUGUUAUUUAUUAUCGUAAACAACAAACUAUUGCUGUAGAAUUUAUUAAUCUUUUAAAAGGUUAA